This is a messenger RNA of Limulus polyphemus (Atlantic horseshoe crab), 1497 nucleotides long. RefSeq names its product filaggrin-2-like. The transcript has 2 exons. NCBI's taxonomy places the organism in Eukaryota, Metazoa, Arthropoda, Merostomata, Xiphosura, Limulidae. Bases 1 to 1497 code for a protein of 498 amino acids. The record is from RefSeq and is a predicted model, not a curated record.
AUGUCGAUGAUAAAUGCUUUGAAGCAAAUAUUAUUGUGGAUAUUGAGUUUGCUUCCUAUAGCUCUUGCAGCACCAACAGGAUAUGAGCAUAUAUCAGUACCAAAUGACCAUGCCCCUUCGUACCAACUUCAGAGUAAAGAAACAAAACCAAUAAUUGUUACCCUACUAGUAGACAACGAAGAAAGGGGGUACGGAAAUCUUCAAAGUGAAGUUGGUCAAAUCCAACAAAAUAGUUAUGGCCAAUCUGAGUUAAGUGGAUAUGGUCAGAAACAUCAAAAUGAACAUGAUCCAAUACAGAAAAGUGAUCAUGGUCAGUCUUAUCGUAGAGGACACAAUAAAGUAAAUGUGCAUGGAACUCAGCAACAAGGAGCUAAUGGUAAGAAACUGGCUUCCGAAAAACCCGAAAGUUUAAUACUCAUUUUAAAUCUUCCAGAGAGAACUGUAAAACAAGCUCAACACCCAAGUUACGUCCAUCAGCAGAGACAGUCAAAUUAUGGCCACCCACAACAGUCUGGUUACAGACAAGCACAGCAAGUUGGAUAUGAUCAGCAGCAGAAACAGUCGCAUGAUGGCCAACAACGGCAGUCAGGUUAUGGACAAAACCACCAAGUCGGAUAUGCUCAACAGCAGAAACAGUCGCACGAUGGGCAACAACGCCAGUUUGGUUAUGGACAAAACCAACAAGUUGGAUAUGGUCAACAGCAGAAACAGUUGCGUGAUGGCCAACAACAGCGGUCUGCCUAUGGACAAACCCAACAAGUUGGAUAUGAUCAACAGCAGAAACAGUCGCAUGAUGGCCAACAACGGCAGUCUGGUUAUGGACAAAACCAACAAGUUGGUUACGGUAAAAAUCACCAGUCCGACGACAAACAAACUCGGCAAUCAGGACAUGGUCAGCAGCAUCAGGAAAAAAACCAACCGCAAAAUGUUCCUGUACUUCUUAUUACACUUGAUCAAAAGGGCAAACCUAAAACAGUACAUGAUCAACAGCAGUCUACAGGGUAUGGUGAAUCAAGAUCUUCUAGUCAUGGUCAUCAGUCUUCUAGAUAUAGAAAACAGUCUAUUGGACAUAGUCAAAGACCUUCAGGGUAUAAUCGCCAACUACCCUUUAAAAAUAGUCAACAGUCUUUAGGAUAUGCUGAGCAAAAAUCAUCAGGAUAUGAUCAGCAUAGCUAUUCUGAUCAUGAUCAACAACAACCUAUUGGCGAUGACCAUAGCUCUUCGGGAUACGAUCAAGAGUCAUUUAGGCAUACAUCAAGAGAUAAUUAUAAAGGUCAAAAUGAUAAAGCAAAUAUUUAUGUUCUCUUACUUCCCACUCAAAAUCAAAAUGAAGAAAACCAAUCCAGGUCGAAUCAUGCAGGACAGCAGUCUAGAGACAGACAUGAAGGUCAAAAAUUCAAAAGAGGGAACAGUGGAGGAUAUAGAGGUAAUGGAGGAAAGUCAUAUGUCUUUAACCAGACCAAAAAUUCAAAAUCAUCUUAUUUUAUCAGUCACUAA